Acanthopagrus latus (yellowfin seabream) is the source of this 1589-nucleotide messenger RNA. Its product is annotated as piggyBac transposable element-derived protein 3-like. The transcript has 2 exons. Gene Ontology annotation, molecular function: sequence-specific DNA binding. Lineage: Eukaryota; Metazoa; Chordata; Actinopteri; Spariformes; Sparidae. The record is from RefSeq and is a predicted model, not a curated record. The coding region runs from base 243 to 1568 and encodes 441 amino acids.
GUAAUUUCCGCACACUUUGCAAAUGGCCACCCUCCUGUACGUCAGUUAGAUCAAGAACCAUGUGGUCUUUACUCAGCCAAUCAGAAGAGAUCACCCUACAUCACAGAUCACAUGACUGUGGCGUUCGACCAAUCAGCAGAGACCUGGAGUCCAUCUAACUUUCUCUUUCCACUGAUGGCGCUAAAAGACGCUAAAGAGACCGAGCUGCCCGUAAAUUUCUGUACUAAACUUCGAAACUAGCCAUGGCAAUGUCUGCCCGCAUGUUUUAUGCCAAGAAGCAGAAUACUGUCGUGCCCACCCACCCUGCCAUCAGUGAUGAUGAUGAGGAGGAUGAUGAUGAUGUGGCAGACCCUGAUUUUGUCCCACCCACCCACAACCAGGACAUUCCAUGUAGUGAUACUGACCCCUCUGCCAGGAGGAAAUGGAUCCAGCCUGUGGUGGAAGUGCUCCAAGAAAAUGACAGUGAGGACAGUGAGUACAGUGAGGAUGACAACGAUGAUGAUGAUGACGAUGAUGAUGAUAAUGUGCAGCCAGCAGUACAAGCCCAGAGGCCAAGGCCUGGCAAGUCGGCACCCAGGCCAACCACUUGGCAUAAAGUUGACCUGAACAACACAGCCCUUCCUGAAUACCAGCACGCUGCCCCAGACUACAUUGACAUGCCUUUUCAGUACUUUAUUAGGUACUUUGAUGCCCAAAUAAUCAGUCACAUAACAUAUCAGACAAACUUGUAUGCUGCUCAAAAGGACAUCAACACCACUUUCUCCACCAAUGAGAAUGAAAUAAUGACCUUUCUGGCCAUCCUCAUCUAUAUGGGUGUUGUUCAGCUCCCCUCUGUUGAAGAUUACUGGGCCAUGGAAACCAGGGUCCCUCAAGUUGCCGACCUGAUGUCAUCAAAGAGGUUCAGGCUGCUGAAAAGGGUUAUCCACUUCAAUGACAACACUCAGAUCCCUGGCACCAGCGACCGUUUCUUCAAAGUCCGGCCCCUGUUCAGCUAUCUCAAUAAUGCCUUCAGGCGUGAGCCACAGACCCCCAAACAGUCUGUAGAUGAGGUUAUGGUUGCCUACAAAGGGAAGACAGCUGGCAACCUAAGGCAAUAUAUCAAAAGCAAGCCAGACAAGUGGGGUUUUAAGUUGUUCGCGAGGGCUUCUGAGGACGGCUUCAUCCAUGACAUGGUGCUCUACCAGGGCAAAACUACCCUGGAGGCCCAUGAUGUACCCCAGACGCCUGAACAAAAAGUGCUGGGUGCCACCAGUCAGAUUGUUGCUGUCCUGGCAAGUACCAUGUCCUCCCCCACCACCACAGCCAUCUUUGCUGACAACUUUUUUACCAGCAUGGAGCUAGUGCGGUACCUCAGAGAUCAGAAUUGCAGGUACACAGGGACAGCAAGGGACAAUAGAAUAAAAAAUCCUCCACUCAAGUCCAUCAAGGAGAUGGAGAAGAAGGCUGUACCCCGUGGCACUUAUGACUAUGCUACCAGUGAUGAUGGGAUACUGGCCGUCAGAUGGAAGGACAACAGAACGGUCACUCUGCUGUCACAUGGGGGUGGAGCCGAUGUCCUCAGUCAUUAGGUACUGCAGUGAGACCAAGAU